Toxorhynchites rutilus septentrionalis is the source of this 1418-nucleotide messenger RNA. RefSeq names its product homeobox protein six1b (gene Six4). NCBI's taxonomy places the organism in Eukaryota, Metazoa, Arthropoda, Insecta, Diptera, Culicidae. The transcript is spliced from 5 exons. The coding region runs from base 148 to 1182 and encodes 344 amino acids. Gene Ontology annotation, biological process: regulation of transcription by RNA polymerase II. Gene Ontology annotation, molecular function: RNA polymerase II cis-regulatory region sequence-specific DNA binding; DNA-binding transcription factor activity, RNA polymerase II-specific. Gene Ontology annotation, cellular component: transcription regulator complex; nucleus. The record is from RefSeq and is a predicted model, not a curated record.
GAGCAAAGCAGAUGCAAAAUCGGUUUCCGGGAGAAUGUCGUUAAAAUAGUUGAGUGGAGUGAUUAGUGUGCAGUUUUUUUUAGCAUGCAUUGGAUUCUUGUGAGAUUGCCAGUAAUCUAUUAAGAAUCAUUUAACAUCGUCUAGAAAAUGGAUACAUCCGGAUUAUCACCUUUAGCGGAUUUGGAUUCCAAUUCUGGUGGUUCAGACGGAGUCAAUCAUUUCGGAUCUACCCAAAAUAUAUACGUGCCGCAGAAUGGAUACCGAGACGUCGGAAACCAAAUCAAAACAUUGUUCUUCUCUGAUAAGUUGCAAGAAUUCACAGACAAGGAGUACGAACGAAAAUAUAAUGAAAACGUGUAUUCAAUCAAAGUUCAAACACAGCAAGGUGUAGAUUAUUACCCGAAUAAACCAGUAGAAGAGCUUCAAUCGACUAAUGCUAGAGACACUGCUAACAGCACAGCAUUUCUUCCAAACGCCCAGCUUCAAACUAGCAACAAUGAUGUUGAACGGAAAUUUCUGUGUUUUAGUCCCGAACAAAUACAAUGUAUGUGUGAAGCGUUGCAACAACAAGGGGAUAUUGAGAAAUUAGCUUCAUUUCUGUGGAGUAUCCCACAAAAUGAAGUGAUUGGCAAUAACGAAAGCUUGCUGAGAGCCAGAUGUUUGGUGGCCUACCAUCGAGGGUCAUUUCAUGAACUGUAUGCACUGCUGGAAUCACACUUUUAUUCGCCCAAACAUCACACGGAUCUUCAAAGUCUGUGGUUCAAAGGACAUUAUCGUGAAGCAGAAAAAGUUAGAGGAAAAGCAUUGGGAGCUGUGGAUAAAUACAGACUACGUAAAAAAUAUCCUCUACCUAAGACAAUUUGGGAUGGCGAGGAAACGAUUUACUGUUUUAAAGAAAAAAGUCGCAACGCCCUUAGAGAUUGUUACACAAGAAAUCGAUACCCGACGCCAGAUGAGAAAAAAACACUUGCCAAGAAAACAGGACUCACGCUGACUCAAGUGUCGAACUGGUUCAAGAAUCGCAGGCAACGAGAUAGGACACCGCAAGCGAGGCCAGAUAUGAUUAUGCCUGUACUCCCUGUAACUUCAGCCCAGAUGGAUGGAAGCUAUCAAAGACUGUUUAAUGUUGCCAAUUAUGGCGGACAUGCUUAUCAUGGAAAUGAUAUGUAUGCAGUUCAAUAGAAGCGGUUCUUAAAUUUGUACACCAGUUAUUUGCUUGCCCAGUGUAUAAUUUAGUGGAACCGCUCAUUAUAAGUGUGAAAUUGCGUCGUUUUGACGAUUGAUCAGUCAUUCAUCUCACCUAGAUGAUGACAGAACAUGGAAAACACAGAGAAAAUUGUGAUAGGCUGUCAUUUAGGUUAAUCAACCUCUAAACUUCGCCAUUGUAAAUAUGUAAUAGCUGUAAGGAUUAAAAGCUU